ACGGCAGUGGCUUUCCUGCUCUCUUCCUUUUCCUUAGUUGGUGGCGCAGCGCUGUGCACCUGCGACCUGGGUGUGAGCGAGGGAGCCCGCUGGACUCUGGACGGGACCUCGGUCCCUGUGUUUGCUGUCUCUGCCGUUGGCCGCCCUCUCUGUAAGCUUUGUUUCUCGCUGUCCGCAGACAAAGGGCUUGUUCUCUGCUGCACAACUCGUCCUGGUUGUUCAGCCACUGGCUUCCACCACGGAAUCUCAAAUAGUCUCCAGCUGGGCGUCUCCCGAGGGCAGAGAUGAGGAACCCAGGAGCUCCCCAGGCCGGCUCCAUCUCCCAGGGCUUCCGUGUGAUGUUUUACAUGGUACAGCCCAAUGAGACAACAUUUCAGACCCUAGAAGAGGUGCCGGAUUACGUAAAACAGGCAACUCCGAUUUUCAUUUCCUUGAUGCUGCUCGAACUGAUUGUCAGCUGGAUUCACAAAGGGAAGCUACCAGGUGGUCUGGAUGAUGCUUUAACAUCCAUGUCAGCAGGUGUGCUCUCCCGGCUUCCAGGACUGUUUUUCAGGAGCAUCGAAGUAACCAGUUACAUUUAUGUCUGGGAGAACUACAGGCUCUUCAAUUUGCCUUGGGAUUCCCCAUGGACUUGGUACUUGACCUUCUUAGGAGUUGACUUUGGCUACUACUGGUUCCAUCGCAUGGCUCAUGAGGUUAAUAUUAUGUGGGCUGGACACCAAGCACAUCACAGUUCUGAAGACUAUAACUUAUCCACAGCACUGAGACAAUCUGUCUUCCAGAUAUAUACUUCCUGGAUUUUCUACUGUCCUCUGGCACUCUUCAUACCACCUUCAGUGUAUGCUGUGCAUCUCCAAUUCAAUCUCCUCUACCAAUUUUGGAUCCACACAGAGGUCAUCAGUAACCUAGGUCCCUUGGAACUGAUUCUUAAUACUCCCAGCCACCAUAGAGUUCAUCAUGGUAGAAAUCGUUACUGCAUCGACAAAAAUUUUGCUGGCACUCUUAUUAUCUGGGAUAGACUGUUUGGUACGUUUGAAGCAGAGAAUGAGAAGGUUGUCUAUGGCCUAACACAUCCCAUCAAUACAUUUGAACCCUUCAAGGUCCAGUUCCAUCAUUUAUUGUACAUGUGGACUACCUUCUGGGCCACCCCUGGAUUCUUCAAUAAGUUUUCUGUCAUAUUUAAAGGACCAGGAUGGGGUCCAGGUAAACCAAGGCUUGGGCUGAGUGAAGAAAUUCCACAGGUUACAGGCAAAGAAGUUCCCUUCUCCUCAUCUGCAUCUCAACUGCUAAAGCUCUACACAGUUGUGCAGUUUGCUCUGAUGCUUGGAUUUUACGAAGACACCUUUGCAGAUACGGCUGUUCUGUCACAGGUAACGCUCCUUCUGAGGGUCUGCUUCAUUAUCCUGACCUUGACAUCCAUUGGAUUUCUUCUGGAUCAAAGACCCAAAGCUGCUAGUGUGGAAACCCUUCGUUGCUUGAUGUUCCUGAUGCUGUUCAGACUUGGUCACCUCAAACCACUGAUUCCUUCCUUGUCAUUUGCUUUGGAGAUUUUUUUCUCCAUUUGUGUUGCCUUCUGGGGAGUGAGAAGCAUGAAACAACUUGCCUCCAGCCUGUGGAAAUGAGCUGAGUUUGUGCACAAGUCUCGAGUCCAUUCAUAACAAUGUAUAUUCCUUCAUGUGGAACUAUGAUUGUCUUAUGUAAUGCUUACGUGAACUACUUCUUUAUGCUUUCUUGCUUUCACAUUUAUGUCUUUCUAUUAAAAUUAAAAGCAGUUACAAUUACUUUUAUUUUGAUAGUUGAAAAACAAAUGAUUUCAAGUAUGACAAAGCUGUGUUCACUGAUGGCAUCUUAGACUUGUAGAAGAGAAAGGGAGAAAAUGUAAAAAAAAAUGAACAAAGGAUGAAUAUUGCAUUGGCUUUUUUUUUUUUUUUUGACAACAUUGCCCUGAUGUUUCCUAAAGUUGUGCUUUGAUAUA
This is a messenger RNA of Oryctolagus cuniculus (rabbit), 1975 nucleotides long. It is a transcript of the gene AGMO, whose product is annotated as alkylglycerol monooxygenase. The record is from RefSeq and is a predicted model, not a curated record. Gene Ontology annotation, cellular component: endoplasmic reticulum. NCBI's taxonomy places the organism in Eukaryota, Metazoa, Chordata, Mammalia, Lagomorpha, Leporidae. Gene Ontology annotation, molecular function: glyceryl-ether monooxygenase activity; iron ion binding. Gene Ontology annotation, biological process: lipid biosynthetic process.